Alternaria rosae is the source of this 2290-nucleotide messenger RNA. RefSeq names its product heterokaryon incompatibility protein-domain-containing protein. The transcript has a single exon. Bases 264 to 2219 code for a protein of 651 amino acids. The record is from RefSeq and is a predicted model, not a curated record. NCBI's taxonomy places the organism in Eukaryota, Fungi, Ascomycota, Dothideomycetes, Pleosporales, Pleosporaceae.
UAAGUAAAUGCCCGUUGACGUACUAUCAAGUAAGUCGAGUGCUUUCUGGUGCCGAUAGUACCCCGCCAAGGUUUCAGCGAUACCUUACAGAGGGUGUUGGGGGCCAAAUCCAUGCACGACAGCUCGCCAAUCAGCAGGUGGGUGGCUUGUAGCUGCCUUACCGGCGCUCUUGCACAGCACUCAGCCUUCCUUCCCAACUUACCCUCCCCACAGACAACACAAUUCUACAAGCUCACCCAGUCCUCUCAGCAAUCUGUCUAAGCAUGUCAAAACGCAGGAUCAAAUCUCCUUCUCCGCCUCCCGAAACCAAGCGACCGAAAGUAUGCGACGAAGGACGGAACGACACGAUCUACGAAUCGAUCCCAGCGGGCGAGUUUAUACGCGUGUUGAGACUACAACCCGGCGAUACCGAUCAGGACAUUGAGUGCAGCCUCCAAAUUGUUGGCAUAGAAGACUCCAAAGGCUCAUAUGAAGCCAUAUCAUAUGUUUGGGGCGACACCAACGACAUUGUCGACAUACAGUGUAACGGACUGCGGGUAGCUAUCACCGUCAGCCUCGCAGAUGCUCUGCGGACCUUUCGACACUCAUCUGAGCCUCGGCUACUAUGGGCGGAUGCCCUCUGUAUAAACCAAAAAGACGAUAAAGAGAAGGGACACCAAGUUACGAGAAUGGGCACGGUGUAUGCCAACGCGAAAUGCACACUUGUCUGGCUUGGAUGUGAUUACGAUGACCAAGCCGAAGAUACCUUUGAUUUGAUCUACGAAGCUAACGCUUUCCUCAAAUAUCAAUACCUACACAAACUCAGUAUUGCCUUCGAGGAGGGGCACUUCAAGUAUGAUAUACAGGGGAACUCCUCGGUGCCGGAUCCUAUCCCCACAAAACCGGAUCCCAUCGAUCCAUAUGACGAAAGAUGGCAGGGAGUCAAAAAGCUACUUGAAUAUCCUUGGUUCUUACGAGUUUGGACUGUCCAAGAAGCCGCCAUAUCGAAGGUAUGCCGCGUGUUUUGGAGUUUCUUCAGUAUCGACAUUUCUGACGUGUUGGAACUAUGCGCAUGGUUGAGGGGCAACGACAGCUUCUAUGAUACUGUCCGUGAUGCUGUUGGUGAGAUUCAGCGGCUUCUCAUAAAUCACAUCAAUCUCUACCUGAAUUACAAUACUCAUCGGCCAGACUCAUGGCAGCAGUCACGGACUGGAUUGGUUCACCUGGCCCGUUUUUUCAAGGAAAGAAAGUUCUCGAUGAUUCUUGAUGGAGCCCGGCACAUGUUGGCCAGUGAUGCCAGAGAUCAUAUCUACGCGUUCUUGGGUUGCUCGUUGGCGAAAGACGCUGACGGCUGCACGCUGGUGGAGGCGGAUUAUACGUGUUCUUUACACGAUCUCCUUGUUCGUGUUGCCUACGCGCUCAUGAAAAACCCUGCGGAAGGUCCAUGGACUCUUUCGUCUGUCCUCCACGGCUCAAGAAAGAGUGUUACGGGCACUGAAUUCCCUUCAUGGGUACCAGUAUGGCUUGGUGCAGAGAUUUACAGCACAAAGAUAGCGAACCCAGGCUACUGGUAUAGAGCUGGUAUAUCAGAACGACCUUUCAUAGCCAAAAAAUCCGGUAGAGAGUACUUGACGGUCAAGGGGUGCAUAUUUGAUACAGUCCUGUGGAAGUCACAUACAAUACGGCUUGACCAAACGGGGAUAACUCCAACAUAUCCAUAUUCAGCUAUUUAUGAUACAGAUGCAUUGUUCAUCGACACCAUCGGAGAGGACGUGGCCAGGAAUGCGGUGGAGUUGGGUAUUUCAGUGUCUCAAAGCGAUGUUCUCCGUACCCUGUCCCGGGGUUACCCUGAUUGGAACCACGCUGACGCCGUUUCCGAUGAACGGCAGAGAAGACUUGUAAAGGAAUACAGAACAAGUACUCGCAUGACAGCAGAGCCCACGGACAGUGAGAGUUAUGACUUGGGUCACUAUUACAGCCAAUUGAGAUUUACCGAAAAUGCGACCAUUUUUCUGACAAGAGAUGGGCGCAUUGGGUUAGCGCCAGCGGGCGACCUUGUCGAAAUCAAUGACAUGUGUUGCAUCUUCUUCGGAGCAACUGUUCCUUUCCUCCUCACGCCAGCGAAGGAAGGCCGACACAAACUUGUAGGCGAAUGCUACAUACAGGGCGUCAUGGACGGCGAACUCAUGCAACAGUUUGCUGGAAGCGACCUCCGCAAGCAUUGUAUUGUUCUCGAAUAGGCAUACAUACGUCUUCCUGCAACAAUGUCUUUUUCAUGGGUGUUACAUUGAGUUGCUUGAAUGCCAUUGGG